Messenger RNA from Prosopis cineraria, 2451 nucleotides. RefSeq lists its product as uncharacterized. Lineage: Eukaryota; Viridiplantae; Streptophyta; Magnoliopsida; Fabales; Fabaceae. The record is from RefSeq and is a predicted model, not a curated record. The transcript has 5 exons. Bases 103 to 1782 code for a protein of 559 amino acids.
UCAUCAAUUCCCUCCAUUUCCCCCUCAAAUUCAAAACCCAACUCGUCAGAUCUUUCGUUUACAUUUCAUCUCUCACUUUCCAUUCCGUGGAAUUCUGCUACAAUGGCAGAUUGUGAAGCUCCAUCUUUCUCUCUCGGUCUUGAUUUGGAUCACAAUGUCGAUGAAUCAAACUCUCACUCUCCGCUCAGUCCUCCCCGUGCUCCUGCACGCGUGGAGGUUGAGGAAUGCUUCGGCCCCGAUGUGGUUGAGUCCGAUCCGGAUAUGGCUCCAGACCCACCACCUCGGAUUCUGAAGCGGCUACGCCGUGGACCAGGUGAUGGGUCGUCGCCGCCCAUCCAGAGGCAGGAAGGGCUACGAUCGGGUUGUGACGGCGAUGAUGAUAUCGAGGAAUUCUCUGAUGAGGAAGACCUUCAGGUUCAAGCACGUGCGCCAACAUGGAAUCAGCCUUUGUGUAGCAGCUCCAAAGUUUCAUUGAAUGGAUCUGGAGUUUUAACUACUCAUUCAUCUGGCAACCGUAGAGAAAGAAAAAUGAAAAAAACUUCAGGUAUCCUAGGAUCUGCUACAUUGGAGAUGGGCCAGAGUGGGUUGAUGUUUCCAAAGUUGACAGCUAGUCCACUUCGCAGAUUCCAGUUGCUUGAUUCUGAUUCUGAUGAUGAUGAUGAUGACCCUGUAAGUGAAGAUGUUAGUGGUGGCCGCAAGGUUGAUCCAUGCUUCAAAGAACCAUCAUGUAAGCCAAACGAAUUUGUAACUUCUUUUGAUAGGAAAGCAUCAUUUCAGACGCACCAAAGCGAGGAUCUAUGGAAAGAUUUCUCUCCGGUGAAGAGUUUUUCAAUUCCAACACCUGCACUGAAUGAGGUUUGUGAAGAAUACUUCCGUUCUGCAAAGGACAAAGAAAAGGAAACAUCAGUAUCUGCAAUUCACUAUGAGAGCUUGUUUGAGUCCACUAGCUGUCAAAUGGAUGAACAAAUAUGGAAUUCAGCUUAUCCACUUCCUCCAGCUCAUCAAUAUUUUUUCCACAAGGAUCCAAGAAUCAGGAAAUUAGUUCGCAGUCGCCUGUUCAAUUUUUAUCCACUAGGUGUUGACAAAGUGAAUCACCAACCUAAUGCAUCACAUAUUGAUUACAUGGGACAAUUUAACAAUGAAGGUUCCAAAAAGAAGGAAGCUUGUAAUGGUUACUUGGAGAAAAGUUCGACUAGGGGAAGAACCAAACCAAAAGAAGUUACUGUUGAAGAACCUUUCCAUGCUUCUGGGGGCUGGGUGGCUCCGAAAAUUAAUUCUUCUUUUGGUGGAGAAUCUUCUAAGAGGAAAGCAACAAAAAAAAGUAACACGAAAACUAUGUCAAAAGGAAAAAGUAAAGCAAACUUGUCAAAUUCUUCAGAAAUCUUGCAUGCUUCUGCAAAUUGGGUGGAACCAAAGAACUGUGCCAACAUGCCAAAAGAUGCAAGCAGAAGACGUGUUCAAGCAAACAGUAAAUCAGUGGGCCACUGGUUUACAGGAUCAGGUGGAAGAAAGGUCUAUGUCGCCAAAGAUGGGCAGGAGUUAACAGGCCGAGCUGCUUAUAGGCAUUAUCGGAGGGAAAGUGGAUCAGGAUUCAAAAAGUCAAAAAAGAAACCAGUGGCAAGAAGAAAACUACCUGAAUCUUGGUGUAAAGGCGUCGGUUCCUGUCUGGCUUUCCCACGUCUUGUUGUACGUUACCCAGAUCUCAUGGCACGGUUUGGUUCAAAUACCACUCACUGGGUUCUUCUUAUGUCAUGUGUUGAGGAAAUUGAAAAACAGAGCUAGUUAAUCAUCAUCACGUUAAGGAACUCUUUCAGGGCUCUUGUUGCAUGAAGUUACCGAGAUAAAAUUCUCACAAGCAAGUCCGUGUCACGUUGGCCAUUUGUCUGAUGUCAACGAAAUUCCAUUUGCCAAGUUCUUCUAGAGCUACCCAAGUGGUUCUGUAAAUUCUGUAGUGUGGUCCUGCAAGUCACCAGUGGCCGGCAAAGAUGGACCAAGGCCCUUGAUUGUCUGAAAUUUCUUAACGUGCAAGUAUAAUUCCAGAUGUGGACGUCUGGGAUGUUUAAUUUCCUGAUAAUAACAAAUUUUCUUUGCACAGAUUAAUUGCUCUUUAGCAAUUCAAGAACAGGCAGGCUAGGAUUUGACAUCAGAGCCAGAAAGUUGAUCAUCAAUAGGAUUUUGUCCAAAUAGCAAUGAUAUCCUGAUCCACGACAAGAGUGUAUGGAAUGUAGAAUUGUGUUCAAAGAGGUGGUAAAUCUAAUUGGUUUUGGUUUUUGACUUGUGAUUUAGUUUAGAAUGUGAAGUAUGAGCUCAAAGCACAGGUAUAUAAGGUCCUAUAUGGUUUAGAGUUGUGUUUUCAUUCGGUAGAACAUUCUUUAGAAUUGUUAACACGCCACAAGCGUCAUUGAGAGCGCUAUUUUUGGCCAUUUAGUGAACUUUACUUUCAUGUUCUCA